AGUAGUUCAAAAUGUCAGCCUCCAUGUGCUAAAAAGAGAAUAGAACAAGAGAACCUAAUUUGAACUUAAAAACAAAAAAAUAUGUUUGUGUUUGUAGGUGAAAAUAUUCUAAUCUACAAAAUGUCUAAACGUGUUGCUGAGAGAGAACUGACAGACAGGAAUUGGGAUCAGGAGGAUGAUGUGGAAGAGGCUGGAACAUUUUCUGUGGCAUCUAAAGCAGAACUAGAAAAGAGACAGAUAAAGACAGCUAAAAGGAGUAGAGGAUCUGUGGGUGGUACUGGUGGAAGCUCGGCAUUUUCUGGUUUUGGUGGAUUUGCCUUCAAGCCUACACAGACGAGUACACCAUUUAACAUGAAUGUCAAGUCUUUCACUAAUGGAAAAACAGAAAAGCCUAUGGAGGACAAUGCUACAAAGCUGAACGGAAUCCCAGAAAAACCAGAGGAGAAGAAGGAUCAAAAUGAGAAGGAGGACAACAGUAAAUACAUGUCUAAUCUGAGAAGUCUGAACGAGAGCGUCCUCGCCUGGAUAAAGCAGCACGUGGAGAAAAAUCCGUACUGCAUCCUGACACCAAUCUUCACAGAUUACGAGAAGCAUCUCAAGACCAUCGAAAAUGACAAGUCAAACUCUAGUAUAUCUAAAAGUUCAGUGAAAGACAAUGGUGCGAAAAGUUCAGCUCCAGCAAACAAGGAUUCCCAGCCCAGCUUGUCAGCUUUGUUCAAGCCUGCGGCAGGAACUUGGACGUGUGACACGUGUAUGAUUCAGAACAAACCAGAUGUCAGUAAAUGUGUGGCCUGUCAGACCAGUAAACCUGGGGGAGGGGCCUCAUCAUCUCAGACUAGCAGUGGAGCUCCAGCAAACAAGGAUUCCCAGCCAAGUCUGUCAGCCUUGUUCAAGCCCGCAGCAGGAACUUGGACGUGUGACACGUGUAUGAUUCAGAACAAACCGGACAUCAGUAAAUGUGUGGCCUGUCAGACCAGUAAACCUGGGGGAGGGGCCUCACCCCCCAAAACAAACAGUACAGGAGCAUCAGACUUCAAAUUUGGAAGCAAUGGUGGAUUUAAAUUUGGCACUGGUACAAGUGAGAGUAGUUCUCCCAAUACAGGAAUAAAGUUUGGAACAAGUGAAAGCAACGCUACAACUGGUGGCUUCAAGUUUGAAAGCAGUGGCACAACUAACACCACCACUUCCUCUGGGUUCACGUUUGGGAAAGGGGACACAAAGUCCACAACAUCAGGGUUCUCAUUUGGAAAAGGUGAAGAGAAACCAGCAUCAGGAUUUACCUUUGGAAAAAGUGGAACAAGUGAAACAUCACCUGCAUCUGGAUUUAAGUUUGGAACUGGAAAUGGAUCUAGUUCUGUUUCAUCUGGAUUUUCUUUUGGUACAAAUAGUGGAACAGACAGUGCUCCAAAAACUGGUUUCAGUUUUGGGUCUGGGAGUAGCAGUACCACAGCAGAUGCUGGAAAGGGAUUCUCAUUCGCUCCUUCCACUACUACAGCUAGCUCCUCCUUUGGUCCAGGAUUUUUUAGUAAACCAACCACUUCAACAGAUGCCACUGGAGCAUCCACUACACAAGAUGAUGAAGAGUAUGAACCACCUAAAGUAGAAAGUACGGAAGUGGCAGAAGAGGGGUCUCUGUACUCUGUUAAAUGCAAGUUAUUUUACCAAAGAGAUGGCAAGUGGAAUGAAAAAGGAGUUGGUUUUCUGCACCUGAAGAAAGCUGAUGACAAAGCCCAGCUUGUUGUAAGAGCAGACACUAAUUUAGGUAACAUUCUGUUGAAUAUCAUGCUUUCACCAUCAAUUCCACUGAAAAGGCAAGGGACAAACAAUGUAUACAUUUUUUGUGUUCCUAAUCCCAAAAUUAAUCCCAAGGAUGAAGAUAAUAAGCCUGUUGCCAUGUUGUUGGACUGUAUUGAUGUCUGCGGUAAAAAUCUGUACAUUGGAACAAGUGAUUGCUUUGUUGUCCAUUACACAAUUGAAGAAAGAAAUCAAACAUCAGGAAAAGUCACCUUUCACUGUGAUAAAAUAGGACACAAAUAUCUUGCUCUUAAAAAACCAAUAAUUCAAAUUAAAUCUGCUUCUGCCUUGAACCGAAUCAUGGUGCUAUGUGACAAUACAAUAUCCAUGCUGAACAUGUUAGACCUGGAGCCAGUGAUGGGAGGAGCCAAGAUCAAGGGAGUUAACUGCUUUUGUUUUAAUGAGAACCCACACAACAGUAGUCCAUUCAGUGUGGAGAUUUGUGUGGCUCUGCGUAAAAAACAGCUUCAGUUUUAUACGGUGACGGAGGACCGAUUUAUCCACCUCAGGGACGUGUCUUUGUCAGAACCUGCCGUGGACCUGAGUAUAGAUAGCCCCUUUGUGUGUGUGGCCAUGUCAUCACAGUACAGUAUGAUCAACACGGACACAGGAUAUGAACAGAGUUUGUUCCCUUACGACAGUGAAAACUGCAGGCCAAUCAUCAAAAGAGUUGGAAAGGAGGAGUUUUUGUUGGGCGGGCCCAGCGCUUUAGGGAUGUUUGUGACGUCUGAUGGGAUUUCCCAGAGGCCUCCACUCCAGUGGUCUGACAACAUCGUCAGUGUCAGUUACCUCCACCCUUAUAUCAUCGCCAUGAAUGAUGAAUUCAUUACAGUUCAUAGCAUUCUUGAUCAACAACAGAAACAAACUAUACCAUUCCAAGGCGGGGUUUACUUGGAAAACUUUGAUGGAAAAGUCUUCAUUUCAUCAGUCCGUGAAAUAUAUUCUCUGGUUCCAGUGGCAUGGGAAAAACAGGUACAAGCACUACUGUUGGACAAGAGAGUGACAGAAGCCCUGGAUUUGGCCAGAAACGCCAAUAAAAGUGGACUUAGUAGAGACAAAAUAAACAAGAUUUACAAGAGAUUUCAGCAACAGGCAGCUUUUAUAGAAUUUUCUCAGCAGAACUUUGAGGAGGCAUUAGAAUUAUUUAAAAGUGGGGAGACUGAUGUUAGAGAGGUUAUCUGCCUUUAUCCCAAGUUUCUGCCUUCCAACAGCAGUUUUACUCGGUCUGCUCUGCCAUUACAUGAAAUAGCUGACAUUAAUCAGCUCUGUAAAGGAGACCAAAAUCUAGUGAAACAGUAUAAAGACUUCUUGUGUUCAUACUUAGAGGAAAUUAAAGGAACAAAACUAGCAAUGGGGUUUAAACAGGAAAUAGAUGUGGCAUUAUUAAAACUGUAUGCUGAGUUGAACUCAGAGGGUUUAAUUCCUUUAAUAUCCAAUGACUCAGGAUGUGACUUAAAUGACUGCGUAGAAUGGCUGGGAAAAUAUGAACGUUAUCAUGCUUUAGGUUUAUUGUAUAGGCUACACAGUGACCAUGAUAAAGCAUUAGGAAUAUGGCAAAGAUUAGUCAAUGGUGAAAUUCAAGAUGAAUCAUUCCCAGGUCUCCCAUUCGCUAUAGAAUAUUUAUCUAAUUUAAGUGACCAUGAGUUAGUGUGGAAAUAUGUAGAUUGGGUGCUAACUAGAGACCCAGAGGCAGGAGUUCAGAUUUUUACCAGUCGCCCCUCUAGUGAACCCCCCUCUGAGAGGAUGCGACCUGACACCAUAAUUGAUUAUCUACACCGAUUUCCUGAAGCUGUGAUAUCAUAUUUAGAAUACCUCAUAUUCCAGAAAAAAUUAGAGAAAGAAAAAUACCACACCCACCUAGCUGUUUUAUACUUAGAUUCUGUGUUACAAUUAAUGAAGGACCCUAAUGCCAAAAAGGAACAGAUAGAUAUAGCCAGAUCCAAACUUAGACACAUGUUACAGAUGUCCAGUCUUUAUCGAGUGCAGCUAAUUCUAGGGAAAGCAAAAGAAACUGAUAUGCAUGCUGAAUGUGCUAUUCUCUAUGGCAAGCUGGAGGAGCAUGACAAGGCGCUAAGGAUUCUUGUUCACAAACUCAAAGAUUUCGGUGCUGCUGAAAACUACUGCAUGGUGAACUCAAGUGGCAAGGAUCCAAUGGUUCGGAAGCGACUGUUUCAUGCUCUACUUAAUGUUUACUUGGAUCCAUCUUAUGAACAAAAAGACAAACUAAUUAAACCUGCUGUAGAGCUGUUGAAUAAUAAUGUAGCAGACUUUGACACUGUCAAGGUUCUUCAGUCACUGCCAGACAACUGGUCAGUUCAUAUCAUUUCCCAGUUCCUGUCUCGUGCUGUUCGAAAAAGUAUGAAUUUAAGUCGAAACACUCGUAUCGAGAGAAUGAUGUCGAGGGGUGAAAAUUUACGUGUGAAACAAACAAGCAUUGAAUUACAGAGAGAGUUUGUUACGAUGAAUGACGAUAGGUAAGGAACACUCUUCUCU
This is a messenger RNA of Saccostrea cuccullata (small rock oyster), 4287 nucleotides long. Its product is annotated as transforming growth factor-beta receptor-associated protein 1-like. The transcript is spliced from 30 exons. Lineage: Eukaryota; Metazoa; Mollusca; Bivalvia; Ostreida; Ostreidae. Gene Ontology annotation, cellular component: membrane; cytoplasm; nuclear pore. Gene Ontology annotation, molecular function: protein binding. Bases 82 to 4272 code for a protein of 1396 amino acids. Gene Ontology annotation, biological process: autophagy; vesicle-mediated transport; endosomal vesicle fusion. The record is from RefSeq and is a predicted model, not a curated record.